Molecule: messenger RNA, 554 nt
Organism: Penaeus indicus
Lineage: Eukaryota; Metazoa; Arthropoda; Malacostraca; Decapoda; Penaeidae
Product: dual specificity protein phosphatase 14-like
Exons: 4
Coding region: 30-554 (174 amino acids)
Biological process (GO): protein dephosphorylation
Cellular component (GO): cytoplasm
Molecular function (GO): protein tyrosine/serine/threonine phosphatase activity
Source: RefSeq, a predicted model, not a curated record
UCCCCCCAUUCACCCCACCCCCCACCCCCAUGGCGAGAGGUGGGCGCUGGGACCUCGGACUCACGCAGGUGUGGGCGGGGCUGUGGGUGGCGCCCGCCCGCUACAUCACGCCCGAGGCCCUGGCGACGAGGAGGAUAUCGUGCGUCGUGUGGGCCACGCCGGAGGUCGCGCCGCCCUCGCUGCCGAGUGUGAGCGUGAUCGAGGUCCGGCUCCGAGACGAGUGCGACCAAGACUUGAGUCCGUUCUUCCCUCGAGUGGCUGAGGAGUUCGCCGAGUGUCGCAAGCGAGGCACGGGCCUGGCCACCGUGUGCCUGGCGGGGAUCAGCCGCUCGUCUUCGCUGGCCAUCGCCGCGCUCGUGGGCCAGCACGACCUACCGCAGAUGAGCCUCAGGUUCGCCUACGAGACCGUCAAGGGAGCCAGGCCCACCGUCAGGCCCAAUGUCGGGUUCUUCGCGCAGGGUCCGGUGGAGGGGUUUGGGGGGUUCUCUAAUAUAGGGGGGGCGAGGGGAGAGGGGUUUGAAGGGGUUGGAGAAGGUUUGGAGGCAGGGUGUUGA